Molecule: messenger RNA, 1387 nt
Organism: Anthonomus grandis grandis
Lineage: Eukaryota; Metazoa; Arthropoda; Insecta; Coleoptera; Curculionidae
Product: putative nuclease HARBI1
Exons: 2
Coding region: 177-1088 (303 amino acids)
Source: RefSeq, a predicted model, not a curated record
AAAGGUAUUUAAUAAACAAUGAAGAAAAUCGCGGACGAAUUUAUAGAUAUAAUUUACAAAAAAGGGUGUUCAGAGCUAAUAGUGAUCCCUUUUCGCUACCUGAUCGGCGAUUUCAAGAGUUAUUUCGAUUAAAUAAAGAUCUUGUGGCAUAUUUGUUUAAUAUUCUACUACCCCAUAUGGAAAACCAGCAAAGAAGAACUAGAGUGCCAAGGGAAGUUACGAUAUUGAUUGCAGUAAGGUUCUUAGCAACUGGUAAUUAUCAAAGAGGGGUGGGCGAGGAAUGGAUAUUGUCAACAAGUCAGCAAGUAGUCAGUAGAUGUAUAUCCGAGGUUUCAAACUUAAUUGUCAUCCAUUUAGGCCCCAUAUGCAUUCAGUUCCCAUUACAAAAUAUUCAGAAAAUGGAUAUCAAAAGAGGUUUCUCAGAAAAGGGAGGAUUUCCAGGAAUAGUUGGGUGCAUAGAUUGUACCCAUAUAUCAAUUUUGUCACCAGCUUUGGAGGAGCACAAUUAUGUAAACCGCAAAGGUUUUCAUUCCAAAAAUGUGCAGAUUAUUUGUAGCUACAACUUAAAAAUCCUUAAUAUCAAUGCAAGGUUUCCGGGAUCUACAAAUGAUGCUUAUAUAUGGAGAAGCUCUCAAAUAAAGCAGUUCUUGCAAAAUGAAUAUAAUAGGGGCGAAAGAAACACUUGGUUAAUAGGAGAUUCAGGGUACCCACUUGAACCAUGGCUAAUGACUCCAUUUGAUAACAAUCCUCCCCCAAAUACACCAGAAGGUCGUUAUAAUCAAUCUCACAAAAUUACCAGAAGUAUUAUUGAGAGGUGUAACGGUCGAUUGAAAGGUAUUUUUAGAUGCCUGUCAGGAGAGAGAAAGUUAAGAUACAGUCCUCAGAAAGUGGGAGUAAUUGUAAAUGCCUGUGCUGUAUUACAUAACAUAUGCAUAGAUGCAGGCCUAGAGUUUGAUGAAGACCUAAAUCAAAAUGACGAUAAUGAAGACCCAGACAAUAACAUACAAGCUCAUAUUCAAAACCCAGACUUAAACCAAGGGAGGCAAGUAAGGCAACAAAUUGUCCAGAGAUACUUCACAAAUGUUUGAAUAGGAACUUAAAACAUGGGCGUCUGAAUUUUCAGAUGUCUAAAUAUAAAUAAAAAAUUGAUAAAAUGAAGUAAUUUUGAAAAACAUUAUCAUCUUUAAUUAAAUGAUUCAAUAGCUUAUACCCAAGAUGUUCUCAUUUUAAAAUUGACUAAGCACAUUAGUUCGUUAACUUUUUGAUUAUGUAGGCAUAGUUUAUAAAUAUUUAACUUCAAAAAUGCAUACAAUGGUUCCUUAUUCAGAUAAUAAAUCAUUUAUAAACGUUUUUUUUUUUUAAAUUGAGAACAAUCCAAGAGGUAAUU